GCACUUAGAGAGAUCAGAAAAAUUUAGAUGGAAAGAAAAUUAUCCAUAUAAAAUUAUCUGGGGAAGCGAGUCCGUCCCUCUCGUAGAGACAACUUACCCGAUCCACACACGUCGGACCCCACCUGGGUGUGGGCCCCGCUCAAUCAAUGAAAGAGCCGAUGACCCCAGGAGGGUCCCUUUCGCAUUUACUGAACGAAGGCAGCCCCAUUUUGGUCACUUCCACCCUUCCUUCGCUCGUCCCACUGCAGCAGAUCAAGGCUCGAUCGAGAAACCUAUCAUUUCCUUCGCUUUCACGUCUUCUUUUUGAGUCGCCCCACACAUGGACGCCCGUCGCCACCUCCCCUCCUCCCCUCUAUUUAACGGCCCUCUUCUCCGCUCUUCCCUCCUCAUCACUCUGCUUUCCCUUGCACACACACUCUCAGCAGUCGCCGUCGAUCUCUUUCUAAGUUCAGAGAAGCAAGAACUGUGACUCAGUGAGGGAGUAUGGAUCGGUUGGCGUCGUCGGAGACGGAGGCGAGGUGCGUGUGGGUGAACGGCCCCGUGAUAGUCGGGGCGGGGCCGUCGGGGCUGGCGACGGCCGCCUGGCUCGGCCGGCUCGGCGUGCCGUGCGUCGUGCUCGACCGCGCCGACCGCAUCGCCUCGCUGUGGCACUACCGCACCUACGACCGGCUGAAGCUGCACCUGCCCAAGCAGUUCUGCCAGCUCCCCUUCCUCCCCUUCCCUCCCCACUUCCCCGAGUACCCCUCCAAGCACCAGUUCCUCUCCUACCUCCACUCCUACGCAGCCAAGUUCGGCAUUCGGCCGCGCUUCAACCAGUCCGUCCUUUCGACGCAGUUCGAUCCCCUGUGCGGCCUCUGGCGGGUCCGCACCCUCGACCUCGCCGCCGACUCCGGGAGGACCACCGAGUAUAUUUGCAAGUGGGUCGUCGUCGCUUCCGGCGAGAAUGCCCAGCCGGUUCUUCCCGACAUCCCCGGCCUCGACAAGUUCAAGGGCCGCGUUCUCCACACCUGCGCGUACAAGUCCGGCGAGGACUUCCGCGGCCAGAGGGUGCUCGUUGUCGGCUGCGGUAAUUCCGGCAUGGAGGUCAGCUUGGACCUCUGCAACCAGGGUGCCAAGCCUUACAUGGUGGUCAGAAACUCUGUGCAUGUUCUGCCGAGAGAGAUUCUGGGGUUCUCGACGUUUGGAGUAGCAAUGGGUCUUCUGAAAUGCUUCCCGCUGAAGCUGGUGGACAAGUUCCUGUUGACGUGCGCGCUCGUUGCCUUUGGGGACACGAAGAAGCACGGCAUCCCCCGUCCAAAGGUCGGCCCUCUCGAGCUGAAGAACGUCGCCGGAAAAACACCCGUUCUGGACGUUGGUGCACUCUCUAAGAUCAGAGACGGGAAGAUCAAGGUAAUGAGAGGGGUGAAGGAGGUCACGUGCUGUGGGGCUAAGUUCGUGGAUGGGCAGGAGGUAGAGUUCGAUGCCAUCAUCCUGGCGACUGGGUACAAGAGCAACGUACCCUCCUGGCUUAAGGGUACAGAAUCGACUGUUCAUUUCUCAGAGGAUGGAAUGCCCAGAUUGCCAUUCCCCAACGGGUGGAAGGGAGAGAACGGGCUGUACACGGUGGGGUUCACUCGGCGGGGGAUCCUGGGGGCCUGCGCCGAUGCGACGAAGAUUGCCCAUGACAUAGCCGAGCAGUGGAGGACGCCUGCGACUACUGAGACCACUCGCUUCAUAGUUUCCAAAAGAUCAAGUACUCAGUAGAAACCAAGAAGAGAGGGAAACGUUCAAGAAGAAAAAGUCCAAGUAACACGGACCCCCAUCUCGCUCUCUUCUGCAUUUGCACCACAAAUGGGUGCAUGGUUAGGGUUUCAUCUCUGUUGUCUACAAGAAAAAGGUGAUACCAAGAUGAAGAUCUUGUGCUCAGUGUACAUAAGUCAAUUUUGCAUGGGAUCUUUUCCUGUGUUUCAUGGAGUUUUUCUUUUUGAGUAUAUGUAUAAAGAUCUUGUUAUAUGAGAUAAUAUAAAUAUAAUGUCAGUAUUUAUUAAAAAAUGUUGCGA
Nymphaea colorata (pocket water lily) is the source of this 2039-nucleotide messenger RNA. RefSeq names its product probable indole-3-pyruvate monooxygenase YUCCA4. The coding region runs from base 484 to 1743 and encodes 419 amino acids. The record is from RefSeq and is a predicted model, not a curated record. The transcript has 4 exons. Gene Ontology annotation, molecular function: flavin adenine dinucleotide binding; N,N-dimethylaniline monooxygenase activity; NADP binding. Lineage: Eukaryota; Viridiplantae; Streptophyta; Magnoliopsida; Nymphaeales; Nymphaeaceae. Gene Ontology annotation, biological process: auxin biosynthetic process.